AUGUCAGGAUCUCCGCUUGAAAAAAUUAAAUCUGUGUUCCAAAAAUCUUCUCACGUGGGGAAAUAUUCUGACUCAGAGAAAUCCUACUCCAAUAGAAGCAACAGCAAUGGAAAUAGCAGUGUUGAUAGUAAUUCCCAGCUCCAUGAAUUUGAGGAGCCACCGCUAACUCCAUUGAGUUUAAGUGGAUACAAAUCCACUACGAAACAUAGGCUUUUGAAUCCAGAAUUGGCAGAAGAAAUUCGGCAACAUAUCCCUUCUCUAUUACAAAUCAAUCAUAAAUGGCAGCUCCUUUAUUCUGUUGAGCAGAGUGGAACUUCCCUGCAUACCUUGUACAGCAAUUGCCAUCCCCUGUUUGGUGAAAAUAUGAAUCGAAGGAGGGGAUACAUUUUAGUGGUCCAAGAUACCCGAAAGAAUAUUUUUGGCGCUUACUUGAAUGAUUAUUUGAGGCCACUUGAAGGGAAAUACUACUACGGGAAUUGCGAUUGCUUUCUUUGGAAACUGCAGAAGGGUAAAGUCAUGCAUUUGAAAAGCAACAAUUCUACAAUAAGAUCGCAUGAAGGGGAAACGGCAAGAAAAGAAGCACAUCAUGGCAAUGAUGGUAGAGAAGAAGAGGAAGUGAUGAACUUGAAAGUGUUUCCAUAUACCUCUUUGAAUGACUUCAUAAUCUAUUCCAACAACGAAUUUAUUAGCGUAGGAUCUGGCGAUGGUAAAUUUGGGCUUUGGAUAGAUUCGAAUUUUGAGGUUGGUGCUUCAGAUACUGUAGAGACAUUUGGGAACGAGCCUUUAAGUGACCAUAAAAAGUUUCAUAUUCUUGGACUAGAGGUCUGGAAGGUCAGCUGA
Messenger RNA from Pichia membranifaciens NRRL Y-2026, 840 nucleotides. RefSeq lists its product as hypothetical. The record is from RefSeq and is a predicted model, not a curated record. Lineage: Eukaryota; Fungi; Ascomycota; Pichiomycetes; Pichiales; Pichiaceae. Bases 1 to 840 code for a protein of 279 amino acids. The transcript has a single exon. Gene Ontology annotation, biological process: response to oxidative stress. Gene Ontology annotation, cellular component: nucleus.